AAGUGCUUCGGUGGCAGGAGUUACUUUAUAACCUUGUAGUUACCUUUUGAAUGAGGGCAUGGUUUACUGUUUGUACGAGGUUAAGGAAAUAUAUUACUGUAAUCUAGGGAACAAAUUUGAGGCCUAGUAUUCAGGGUUCUGUCAACUGUGAGUCCAGGGGUCGAUAUCAAAGAUCAAAGAUGAAGGCCGAUUGGAAGUCCGGAAGUUAAGGCCAAAUGGCUAGAGCCACAUGUCUGGAAAUCUUUGCAGUUCUACUGAUGAAGGUCACCCAAUUAACACCGAAGCCUAUGACACAGAGAUUUAAUCAUGAAGAGAAAUAUUACUGAAAAUUCAACACGAGCUACAGCAGGAUGCUUUCCUGUAUUACUAUUCAACCAAAGAAAAAGAACCCGAUUGCCAUUAACUUCAAAUCCUAUGGAACAUGAAUCAAGCUCCAAUAGCAAUUUUCCUACAUCGGAGAAUUUUGAUUCACCACCUGCAGGCAACAGAGGAUUGAUACAAAGCAGACCACAAAGCAACCAGAUAACAAUGCAGAAUAGUUAUGAGGCUCAGCUCCAGUAUCCCAGUAAGAGGAGCUAUUUGGACAAUACCAGUAGUUCAGUAAAAACUAUGAAAACCAGCCAACCUCAGCAACAUGUGCCACAACAUGAACGAGCUCAGGCAUACAGGAAGUUUUCCUAUGGAUCUAAUGCUGUAGGGCAAAGCAGCUGGAACCAGGUUCAACAGCAAAUACCUCAUCAACAACAAAGGCAGGAGCACAAGCAAUUUUCAAGUGGAUCCAACACCACAGGGCAAAGCAAUAAAACCAGUUGGAACACAGGUGUUAAACAUCAGCUGGGAAACACUUGGAAAGAAAAUCCUAAGUCUACAAUAAAUGACCUAAAGGAAUUUGCAUCUACUACUGGCACUAAUUAUUCACAAAUGAAAAUGGCAGAUUCUUUCAGAUCACAUGUCUCAUCUGACCCUUACAAAGCACAGACAAAAUCUUAUCAACAAAUACAUCAGAAAUUCAAGAAUUCGCCUCAGAAUAUAGCAAGGAAUAGAUAUUGUAGUCAACAAAAUGAGUUUACUGAAAAUCACUUUAUAAAUAAUCCCGAUGAUGGUGUCGAUCAGAGGUCGAAACCUACUCAGAUGAAACUUACACAACCAGAUAAUACAUUACGUGUUAUGACUGCAACUAUAGAAGGCAUGAAACACUGGACUCAAUACAGUGAUAGGCUUACACUGCUAUUUGAGGUCUUCGCUACUUUAGAUUCUGCAGUCAUAACUGGAGAAUACGGUGCUAAAAAUUUCCUUCUGAGAGAUAGAAAAAAUUCAGUUCCAUGUGUGUUCUAUGAAACAGGCUCUUCAACAGAAAUGUUGAUUCAGUAUGCUAGAUGUGAUGCCUCUUGUACACAUCCAAUCAACCUUAAUUUAGAGACCCGUUACUUAAACAGAAUACUAUUUUUGUUUGCUUGUAUAUUUCCAAAGCAUUUGCUGAGGUGGUACACUUAGAGUAUAAUUUCAAAGAUUUUAUUCCAUUAAUUGAAAGUUUAAAGACAUUGUUCAGAGAAUCUAAUAAAUUUCAAGUUUUAUCAUCUAAAUUUUGGGAUGUUUUUCUGCUACAUAUAUAUGUAUAUGUAAUACUCAUAAUAUGUUCUGUUUCAUGCCACAACUUGUGUUAUUGACAUUGCCAGAUACUGUAAAUAAGCUUCAUAUCUGAAGUGUAUGAUUAUCACAUAAGGGAAUUAAUCCUAUGAUAUUAUGAUGUUUGGACUAUUGAGCAAUAAUCAUCGUUCAGACACAACUUUUUGUUUUAUAUAUGUGUCCCAUAAAAACAUGUUCAAACAAAAACACCAGAACAAAUUAAGCGUUUUCAGAUGUUCUACACAUCUGGAUCAAUUUUGGAUCAUUUUCAUUGAAACCUACUUUUCUGCUAAAUUUAUGAACCUUUGUUGUUUUUAAACAAAGGCCUUCUGAGCUACAAAGUAAUAAUAGAAAUAAGUAAAUUCAGUAUUUAUGGUUCAACUUACUUGUUUUUAAACUUCAGAUCAAGUUCAACUAAAAUUUUAAACUAACUGCUUUGUCUUGGGUUAAAUGGCAAUUACUUCCUUUGAUUUCCCAAUAUAAAGACUUAAGUAAUUCUACUCGGAUGACAAGAGAUACUCAAGUAGGAAGGGGAAUCUGGAAUUUAUUUAAUCAAUGUUGUAUAGAUAAUCCAGAUGAUGGUGUGCUAACGUGUCCUUUGAGAUCCAUUGGUCAUGAGAAAGUGAAUUGUCAGGACAGAGCUAGGAUUGGUGACAUGUUGAACAAACUGUUUGGGUUGAAAGAAAAAAUGCAGCAAUAAUUAUCUUUUGCAUCAUUCAAAAUGAAACUGUUAAAAUAGAUUAGACUUGAAGUUUUGUAAUUCUUCUGCAUUAUCAAAAGAAGAAUGACCUGCGAUUAGGUUAUAAUUCAUGAAUGGUAAUGGGGGGAAUUCAUGCAGGAGAUGAUCACAAUUCACAAGGCUUUUGAGUAGGAUGGUUUUGAAAAAUCUUUGAUGCUUCCUGAUAGUAGCAGUUUUCAGUAUUUUCUUUGUAAGGAUGAAGUUCUGCCUUUUUCCAUAAUAAACACAAUCCCCAACUUAUGCCAUAGUAUCUAUACCUACUAAAUACCCUCAAUCUUGAUCAAUAACUAAUUUGGAGAAAAAUGAUCUCUCAUAUGCAUAUCCUCUAUAUAUCCCCAUUAAGGUAACUAAUCACCAAAUGCAUUUCUACCAUUAAUUUUUUACGAUUCAGCUUUAAAUAUGCUCUAAUGUAAAAUUUAGAUUGAUGGUAGUCAGAACGUGUUUUCAAAAAAAUUACUGUAACCAUGUGUUAAACCACAUUUUUUGUGUCUCUUGGAUCAUUGAAUUGUUCUGCAAUAUAAAUGGGACAGUUCUAUUAAAGAUGACACAUUAUGUUCAGAUGUUAAAUGCAUAUUAUAACUCAGUUUAAAUGAAACACAUUUUUGGAAAUGAGAUGUGAUUAUGUACAUAUGAUUCAAAUAAUACAGACUCUGUAACAUGAUUUUAUGUCAUGCUUUCUCCAUAAUUGUACAACUUGCAGCAUCUCUAGACUAGUGCUUCAUGUUCAGCAAUUCAUUUCUCCAGAGAGGUAUUAUCAGUAAUUUCUUUCACAUAAUUUUAUGGUAAAUCAGUCAUGCAUAUGAUGUGUUUCAUUUACUUUAAGAUGAUUUGCUUACUUUUUAGUGAAAGUUCAUUAUUAUCUCUCAGAUUUAUUGACAUUUUGGGGUCAUUUCAUCUGGUUUGAUAAUCUGUCAAUACAUUGCCCGUCUGUGAAUGCUGAAAACAGUUUACAAUUCAAAAAGUAAAUUAAUUUAAUCCGAUAGUAGUUUAAGCCUCAAACCUAGUUGAAAUAAUAGACAUUGGAUACUGACAGAUUACUGAAAAUAGAUAACUUGUGUUAUGAUUGACAUUAUUUUUUGUUUGUGGCAUCUUUUGAAUUAUGAUAUUGGUGCAUUUGAUCUAUUUUUUCUCAUAGUCACCCUGUAUUCCCUAGUGUAAUAGAGAUUUUAGUUACUGAGAUACAGCACAGAAUAACACCCUCUAGCCCCUUGAGCGGUGCCUCCCAGCAAUCCCCCAAUUUAACCGUACCCUAAUCAUGGGACAGUUUACAAUGACCAAUUAACCUAUGUCUUUGGACUGUGGGAGGAAGCUGGAGCACCUGGAGGAAACCCAUGCGUUCAUUAGGAGAACAUACAAACUCCAGACAGGCAGCGGCUGGAAUUGAACUCAGGUUGCUGGUACCAUAAAACAUUGUGCUAACCAUGACACUGGCGUGCAUUUAUUAUUAUUAGUAGUAAUAAUUAACAGUGCAUUGGCAGAAUGAGAAAUGUAUUAUGGUAUUUAACAAAGUUAUGUUUCAGCCACAGCCUAAAGAAACUUAGAUUCAUAAUAUAAGUAGAAAGUUUGUCCAUUUAAUCAUUUCCCCAAUUAUACUGGUACCCAAGAAGCCUUAAUGACUGUCAUCCAGUAACACUUAGAUCCACUGUAAUAAAGUGCUUUGAGAGGUUGGGGACGAAACAUAUCAAUUCCUGCCUGAGGAAUGACUUGGAUCUGUUCCAGUUUGCCUAAUGUCAGAACAAUUCAGUAGUAGAUGCCAUUUCAUUGACCCUUUACUCAACCCUGGAAAAUCUGGACAGUGAAGGUGCAGGAUGCUCUUUAUUGACUACAGUUCUGUGACCCCUCAGAACUAAUCAGUAAGCUCCAAGACCUAGGCCUCAAUACUUCCUUGUAAAACCGCAUCUUUGAUUUCUUCAAUUACAGACCUCAGUCAGUUCGAUUGGCAACAACCUCUCCUCCACAAUGUUCAUCAAUACAAGUGCACCAUAAGGCUGUGCACUUUUCCCCCUGUGCUUGCUUUAUACUUAUGACGGUGAGGCUCAGCUCCAAUGCCAUAUUUAAGUUUGCUGAUGAUACCACUGUCGUAGGCUGAAUCAAAGGUGGUGAUGAAUCACCAUAUAAGAGGGAGAUUGAAAAUCUGGCUGAGUAGUGUCACAGUAACAACCAUUCCCUUAUUGUCAGAAAGAUCACAGAGCUGAUUAUUGACAACUGGAGGUCCAUGGAGCCAAUCCUCAUUGGGGAACCAGAGGUGGAGAGAGUCAGCAACUUUAAAUUUGUCAAUGUUAUAAUUUCACAGAAUCUGUUCUGGCCCUUGCAUGUUACUGGCAUAACAAAGGAAGCAUAGCAAUGCCUCUACUUUCUAAGAAGUUGCAAAGAUUCAGCAUGUCAUCUAAAACUUUGACAGACUUCUACAGAUGUGUAGAGAAGAGUAUACUGAUAGAUUGCAUAUUGACCUGGUAUGGAAACACCAAUGCCCUUUUAUAGAAAAGCCUACUAAGAGUAGUGGAUACAGCCCAAUCAGAGGUAAAGCCCUCCCCACCACUGAGCACAUCUACAAGGAGCAGUGUCACAAGAAAGCAGCAUCCAUCAUCAAAGACCCCUUCAUCAAAGAUCAUCCAAGCCAUGCUCAGUUCUCGCUGCUGCGAUCAGGAAGAAGACACAGAAACUUCAUGACCCAUGCCAUGAUAUUCAGGAACAGUUAUUACUCCUCAUCCAGUAGGCUCUUGAACCAGAGGAGAAAGCUUCACUCAACUUACCUCUCUCAAAUACUGAACUACACUCAUAACCUACAGAUUCACUUUCAAGGACUCUUCACAUCAUGUUCUCAAUAUUUAUUGCCUAUUUAUUUAUUAUCAUUAUUUUGGUUGGUUGUUUGUGUUGUAUGUGUCUUUCAUUAUUUCUCUGGUGUUUCUUUGUAUUUAUCAUGAAUAUCCAU
Hypanus sabinus (Atlantic stingray) is the source of this 5297-nucleotide messenger RNA. Its product is annotated as spermatogenesis-associated protein 22. The transcript has 10 exons. The record is from RefSeq and is a predicted model, not a curated record. Gene Ontology annotation, biological process: homologous chromosome pairing at meiosis; meiotic DNA repair synthesis; regulation of meiotic cell cycle. Lineage: Eukaryota; Metazoa; Chordata; Chondrichthyes; Myliobatiformes; Dasyatidae. Bases 307 to 1494 code for a protein of 395 amino acids.